Molecule: messenger RNA, 504 nt
Organism: Gossypium raimondii (Peruvian cotton)
Lineage: Eukaryota; Viridiplantae; Streptophyta; Magnoliopsida; Malvales; Malvaceae
Exons: 1
Coding region: 1-504 (167 amino acids)
Source: RefSeq, a predicted model, not a curated record
AUGGACAUUGAGUGUAAUGUGGGUGAUGAAGACUUCCUUAAGGUUUCACCUUGGAAGAAGGUAUUGAGAUUUUUCCGUAAAGGGAAGUUGAGUCCAAGAUUCAUUGGAACUUAUCACAUCAUUAAGAGGAUUGGACGAGUGGCUUAUCAAUUGGAGUUACCUCCAGAGUCAGAUCGUAUUCACAAUGUGUUUCAUGUGUCCAUGUUGCGACGUUAUCAAUCUAACCCUUCUCAUGUGAUUCUAGUAGAGGAUAUUAAAGUUCGUUCUGAUUUGACAUUUGAAGAGGAACUGGAACAUACCAUUGAUCUUGAUGUUAAAGUUUUAAGAACCAAGCAAGUUCCUCUUGUGAAAGUGUUAUGGAGAAAUCAUGAUUUAAGUAAGGCAACUUGGGAACCUGAAGAUGCGAUGCGGCAACAAUAUCCUCACCUAUAUCCAUCAUGUAAUUUCAAGGAUGAAAUUUAUUUUAAGGAGGAUAAAGUUGUCACAUCCUAUUUUCUUAAUUAA